AUGGGAUUGGAACGGACAAAAGUGGUGGAAAAUGAGCUGCGAGUUGACCUGAAUCCAGUAGCAGAGUCUGAAGCAGAACCUCAAAUUUCCCAAGCUGAGCCUAUAGAACAUAAAAAAUCCAGAAAAAAGCAGACAGAUGAAGAAUAUUUAGCUCAGAAGCGUCAGUUUUUUGAAGAGGGCCCCACGAUAAAUAGCGACAAUUGGUUAUUAGAUGAAGAGGUUCUAAAGAGAUCAAAUAACCUUAAGAAGAGCGACAGGGUAAAACUUUUGAAUGCUUGUGAGAGGGCAUACUACUUGAAAGACUACAUCAAAUGCCUAGAAUUGGUGAAGAUUGCAGAAAAGGUAUUUGGCGUUGAAUUAGACGAUGAUGAGAAGCUGAAGUUGAAAGAAGAUUUUGAGACCUCUGGUAAGAAGGUUAAGAAGAGUGCUAAAAUUGAGAAACACAUAAUAGAAUUGAUAAAUAUUAAGGAGCAUGCUCAAAAAAAGUUGCAAACUUGA
Messenger RNA from Priceomyces carsonii, 498 nucleotides. RefSeq lists its product as uncharacterized. Bases 1 to 498 code for a protein of 165 amino acids. Lineage: Eukaryota; Fungi; Ascomycota; Pichiomycetes; Serinales; Debaryomycetaceae. The transcript has a single exon. The record is from RefSeq and is a predicted model, not a curated record.